AUUCUCAUUCACUCGGACCAACUUGUGACCGAAGAAAGCAAAUUAAGACUUAAGUCUCUCUACGCACCCAACCAGCCCCUUUUGGUCUGUAUCUUCGUCUUCGUUCAGACAACUUCAAACUCUUCUCUUAAUGGAUUGUUCUUCGUUUCUCGAUCUCAACACCAAUCCUUUCCCUGAAAUGCUUCCGAAGAAGGAGGCCUCGGUUUCGGCUUCCACUCAUUUUAAAAGGAAAUGGUUGGAGCAAGACGAGAGCGCAAGUGAGUUAAGAGAGGAGCUAAAUAGAGUUAACUCAGAGAACAAGAAGCUAAAUGAGAUGCUAGCUACGGUCCAUGAGAACUACUGCGCACUACGUCAUCAGUUGGAGAAGCUUCAGAGUCGACAGAGCCCUGAGAUCAGUCAGACCGAACAACCGAUAAAGAAGAGAAAACAAGACCCGGAUGAGUUCUUAGGCUUUCCCAUUGGACUCAGUAGUGGAAAAACUGAGAACAGCUCCAGCAAUGAUGAUCAACAGCAGCAAUACGAGCAGAAAAAUCAGCUUAUCUCAUGCAAAAGACCAGUCACUGAUAGCUUCAACAAAGCCAAGGUUUCGACUGUCUACGUGCCUACUGAUACAUCGGACACAAGCUUGACAGUAAAAGAUGGAUACCAAUGGAGGAAAUACGGACAAAAGGUUACAAGAGAUAACCCCUCACCUAGAGCUUACUUUAGAUGCUCAUUUGCGCCGUCUUGUCCAGUCAAGAAGAAGGUACAACGCAGCGCAGAGGAUCCGUCUUUACUGGUAGCAACAUACGAAGGAACGCAUAACCACUUGGGUCCAAACGCUUCCGAAUGUGAUGCUACAAGCCAGGGUGGGUCAAGCACUGUGACUUUGGAUCUAGUCCAUGGUAGUCAUAGAUUAGCUUUGGAGAAGAACGAAAGGAAUACGAUGCAAGAUGUUCUGGUUCAACAAAUGGCGUCCUCAUUAACUAAAGAUUCAAAAUUUACAGCUGCCCUUGCUGCUGCAAUAUCUGGGAGGUUGAUGGAGCAAUCUAGAACAUGAAAGUUCCAGUGAAUGUUUUGUUUGUUUAUCAUCCCUGGGAAAAGAAUGAGUUUUUCCUCUUUUUCUGAAUCGUAUCUUUCGAUCAGGAGAUUAAAAAAGAAAAUGUAAACUUUAGUCUUUAGUGUACAUAAACAUUAUAAGUACAUGAAAUCACAAGUGUAUUUGAGAAAAUUUAAAUGUUGGUAAUAGUUAGAUGAACAUUGAUUCGUCUGAAUUUAUGAAAA
Molecule: messenger RNA, 1263 nt
Organism: Capsella rubella
Lineage: Eukaryota; Viridiplantae; Streptophyta; Magnoliopsida; Brassicales; Brassicaceae
Product: WRKY transcription factor 18
Exons: 5
Coding region: 131-1039 (302 amino acids)
Biological process (GO): regulation of DNA-templated transcription
Molecular function (GO): sequence-specific DNA binding; DNA-binding transcription factor activity
Source: RefSeq, a predicted model, not a curated record